This is a messenger RNA of Capsella rubella, 368 nucleotides long. RefSeq names its product defensin-like protein 112. The record is from RefSeq and is a predicted model, not a curated record. Bases 30 to 284 code for a protein of 84 amino acids. The transcript has 2 exons. NCBI's taxonomy places the organism in Eukaryota, Viridiplantae, Streptophyta, Magnoliopsida, Brassicales, Brassicaceae.
ACAAAAACAAAAUCAUAAAAGAAAAAAAUAUGGGUAUCAGCAAGAAAAUGUUAAUCGCAUUUGUUCUCACUAUCUUCUUAGCCAUAUCUUCUGUUCGUUGCUCUGAUAGAACCUUUGGUUUUGGUAUAAAGCAAGAAUAUACAAAAUGUUACGACCUAAAGGAGUGUCAAAAACCCAAAUUUGACGAUGCUGCAUGCGAGAGGUUUUGUGGAGCUAAAAGCUUUUUAUUAUAUGGUAAAUGUGAUACUACGACAGGCCAGUGUUGUUGUAGGUCUAAGACUUAACUAAUCUAACCAAAAAAUGUAUCUGGUUAACAAAUAAGACCAUUGGUUUCUUAUGGUUUUGAUCAUCAAUAAAAAAAAAAAGAU